Messenger RNA from Tyto alba (common barn owl), 6805 nucleotides. RefSeq names its product fucosyltransferase 8 (gene FUT8). Bases 550 to 2280 code for a protein of 576 amino acids. The transcript is spliced from 12 exons. Gene Ontology annotation, biological process: protein N-linked glycosylation. Lineage: Eukaryota; Metazoa; Chordata; Aves; Strigiformes; Tytonidae. Gene Ontology annotation, cellular component: Golgi cisterna membrane. Gene Ontology annotation, molecular function: protein binding; glycoprotein 6-alpha-L-fucosyltransferase activity. The record is from RefSeq and is a predicted model, not a curated record.
GAGGGACUUUGGACCUUGUGUUCACAGUGCCACCUGGAGCCUGAAGAAAUUCAGUGACAAAUGCAAAGCCCUGCACCAGGGAAGGAAGAGCACCUUGCAGUAAUACAGGCUGGGAUUUGACUGGCUGGGAAGCAGCUCUGCUGGAGAAGCCAGAGGGAAUUAUCUAGGCUUCAAAAUGAAAGUGAGGAAGAAGAGUCUCCAAAAGUAUUAAAUUGAACAAUAAGUGUUGCUGUUAUUAAUUUCACUGGCUGCUGGACUAGUGUAAUCACUUGUUAGUCUCCAAGCCCAUGAUGAAGUUGUGUUUAUUUCCUGCUAUCAUGGAGAGGAAUAUAAAUGAAGAGUGAUGCAAUAUUAAUGCUUUCUAUGUGCAGCCCCAUAAGGAUCUUCUCUAAGGAGUUGCCGUAAGAUAAACGCUGAGAACAAUUUUUCUCCGGUACAAUGUGGUGAAACAGAGGAACUGAAAUUGUCCACUUUUGUACAGUCCGAGGACUUAAAAUGUUUGUUAUUUUGUGAGCAGAAGCAGCUCUGGAGUGAAUUGAACUUCUGAAAAUGCGGCCAUGGACUGGUUCCUGGCGUUGGAUUAUGCUCAUCCUCUUUGCUUGGGGAACUUUACUCUUUUAUAUUGGUGGACACCUGGUACGAGACAGUGAGCACCCUGAUCACUCUAGUCGCGAAUUAUCCAAGAUACUUGCUAAACUUGAACGUUUGAAGCAGCAAAAUGAAGACUUAAGGCGGAUGGCGGAAUCUCUCAGGAUACCAGAUGGUCCCAUUGAUCAGGGACCAGCUGCAGGAAAGGUACAUGCUUUAGAGGAGCAACUAUUAAAGGCCAAAGAACAGAUAGAAAACUAUAAGAAGCGGACAGGAGAUGGAGGCCUUGGAAAAGACCAUGAAAUAUUGAGGAGGAGGAUUGAAAAUGGGGCUAAGGAACUUUGGUUUUUCCUCCAGAGUGAAUUGAAGAAGUUGAAAAACUUAGAAGGAAGUGAACUGCAAAGACGCAUUGAUGAAUUUCUGUCUGAUUUGGGUCAUCAGGAAAGGUCAAUAAUGACCGACUUGUACUACCUCAGUCAAACAGAUGGAGCAGGAGAUUGGCGAGAAAAAGAGGCCAAAGAUCUAACAGAUUUGGUACAGAGGAGAAUAACUUACCUACAGAACCCGAAGGAUUGCAGCAAAGCUAAGAAACUUGUGUGUAAUAUCAACAAAGGCUGUGGCUAUGGUUGUCAACUUCAUCAUGUAGUCUACUGCUUCAUGAUCGCUUACGGCACUCAGCGAACACUCAUUUUAGAGUCUCAGAACUGGCGCUAUGCUACUGGUGGCUGGGAGACUGUAUUUAGGCCUGUGAGCGAGACAUGCACUGACAGAUCAGGUGCCACCACUGGACACUGGUCAGGUGAGGCUAAUGAUAAGGAUGUUCAGGUGGUGGAACUUCCCAUUGUUGACAGCUUACACCCACGGCCACCUUAUUUACCCUUGGCUAUCCCUGAAGACCUGGCCGAUAGGCUGAUUCGUGUCCAUGGGGAUCCUGCAGUGUGGUGGGUCUCGCAAUUUGUGAAAUACUUGAUUCGUCCACAGCCUUGGUUAGAAAAAGAAAUAGAGGAAGCCACAAGGAAACUUGGUUUCAAACAUCCUGUGAUCGGUGUUCACGUCCGAAGGACAGACAAAGUAGGAACAGAAGCAGCAUUUCAUCCCAUUGAAGAAUAUAUGGUACACGUUGAAGAGCGGUUUGAACUUCUUGCUCGCAGAAUGCAUGUUGAUAAAAAAAGAGUGUAUUUGGCUACAGAUGACCCUUCAUUGUUGCAAGAGGCAAAAUCCAAGUAUCCAAAUUACGAAUUUAUCAGUGAUAACUCCAUAUCCUGGUCAGCAGGACUUCAUAACCGAUACACUGAAAACUCCCUAAGAGGUGUUAUUCUGGAUAUUCACUUUUUGUCUCAGGCAGACUUCCUGGUCUGUACGUUUUCAUCCCAGGUUUGUCGAGUUGCCUAUGAAAUUAUGCAGACAUUGCAUCCAGAUGCCUCAGCGUAUUUCCAUUCUUUGGAUGAUAUCUACUAUUUUGGGGGACAGAAUGCUCACAACCAGGUUGCUAUUUAUGCUCAUCAUCCACGAACUGCUGAUGAAAUUCCUAUGGAACCUGGAGAUAUAAUUGGAGUAGCUGGAAACCACUGGGAUGGUUAUUCAAAAGGCAUCAAUAGGAAAUUAGGAAGAACAGGCCUGUACCCGUCCUAUAAAGUUAAGGAGAAAAUUGAGAUGGUCAAGUAUCCGACAUACCCAGAGGCUGACAAGUAGAUUAAAAGGAAGACGUUCAGCAGUAAUUUUCAAUUUUGAUUGGUUUGAACCAGUCAACACACUAACUAAUGGUUUAUAUGGGAUUUGUAUUUGCAUUUUAACAUGCAGUUAAAAUCAAAGCCUUUAGCAAUGAAACUGGAUUAAGAAGCUGAGAAGAAAUGGAUGGGCUACUCUCUGAACUUACUCUUAAACAUUUUUUUGUUAUAUGCACUCUCACACAUGCACACACAAAACCACAUACAACAAGAAAACUGCUGUUUUUUACUUUUUGUCUCUUUUCAGAAUUUGUCCCAGUCAUUAGUCUUACGUGAGCUUUGGGCUCUUUGCCAUUAAUUGACAAUAAUGUUCAGAUUUAUAACACUGCCGCAUUGUGUAAUUUGAGUGACAUGAACAUAUUUUGUAUGUGCAAAAUUGAAAACAUGGUGCCUAUAUUUGAAAAAUUUGUGACCUUUUUAGAAGAGCCAUGCCUGUUUCACAAUGGGCAAGAGUCAAUCUUCAACUGGUGUUAGCGUGACCACUGAACUUGCUUCAAACAACAGAUUAAGAUUUCAGACUAGAUUUCUUUACAAGUUUAUUUUUAGCAUUCCAUUGAUUACUUCUCAUCAUUAAUAAAAUAAAGGAUACAUCCAACAAUAAAAUACUCACUGUCUAUUAGGAACUUUUGUGAAACAAUGCCAUGAACAGGUUCUUUAGUACUGAUAAUGUUUCUGGACAUUGCAUUUGAUUGAAAAAAACCUCCCAAACAAACCACCACCCCCCCCAAAGGAAAAAGUAGCUGGAGUUUCACUGAAUUUUUAAACCCUCAUUGUGUAUUAUAACAACUGCUUAGUGGCACAGUGUUUCUCAGUUCUGUGGACUGGGUUUCAGCAGGAUGACUUCAGUAGCUCAAUUUCUUACAUUUACUCUCUAGCACUGUUCUUUUAUCUUCUGUGUUUCUCUUCCAAAAAUAUUUUUUUUUAGGGUAUUAUAGAUGUCCAUUUAUCAUCUUGGCAUUGGAUGUCAUUACUUUUAGUAAAAUACUUGUUAUCCCAUCUAUAGAACCCAUCAGUCUAGAGUACUCUAAAAAAAAAAAAUCUAUCAAUUUACCCAAAAAAUAGUAGAUUCCAAGAAAAGAUACACGAAGAUGAUUUUUUUAUGCAUGACAUGAAAUUGUUAGUAAUUCUUAGUGUGUUGAAAUCUGUUGCUAGUCUUCUCUCUAAUAAGAAAAGAGAUCAUUUACAAAACAAUUUUACAGACAAAUUUUUUUAUUUGGGGAUUGUGUAUAUAUAUAUUCUAAAAAUGUACAAGAUAUCAAGAGAUUAUUUACAAAUAGAAAGAAUAUUAAUAGCGUUUUACAAGUUCUAGUGCAAUCUAAUCUGGAAUACUGGAAGUGCAGAAAAUGUUUACUGUUCAGACACUGAGAAAACGCCACAUGAGUAAAGAUAAAAAAAGCAUGGCUGGUUGACCUUAACAAAGCAAAAGUUAAAAGUAUAUUUAAUUAUUUUUAUGUAUAGAGCAAGGACAGCAUUGACACAGCGAAUGGAUGCACUUGACCAUGAAUAAAUUUUAGGCUGAAAAGUAAGAGGAAGUCUCUGGUGGUGUGAAGUUCAGCAACAGUCUUCCAAUUGAAAUAGUGGUGAGUUAGAUGGAACUUGAUUGGUAUGUAAAAGACUUAACAAAGUAGUUAUCUCUGAUAUUACUUGCAGGACUGAUCCUGUAGACACCUUUCAAUUAUGUGUUCCUCAACUGAAAAACUAUUUUGUGUCUUGAAAAGGAAUAACAAAAUCAAAGUUGAAACCUGCUGUAGAAAAAAAAAAAAAAAAAAAAAGAUAAAUUGCCUGUUAGUAGUAUUAAAUAUACAUAUCAGUAAAAAUGAGCAUAGAUACCAAAUGGGAUUUAAAGACACCUUGAAGGAUAAAGGCAAAUGAGUAAGAGUGUCCAAGAUAUGCUGGAGACAAUGAAUUUUUAUGACUAACAAUGGCUAGAGUUUACCUGGUGUUUCUGUAUUUUGGAACUGCUAAGGAAGCUGUUUGUUUCCUGUCUAAGUGAUUCUGAUAAAUUUUCCACUAACUUAGCCAGAUAUGUGGUAUUCCAGAGGCAUAAAUGUAGGCUAAAUUAUAACCUUUUUUUAACUUCAAUUUGAAUUGUACAUAUAAAACUAUUGCUGCUUUCCUUUUAAACUUGGGAAAAAAAAAAUCCAAACCCACAAACAUUUCUUCCUCAAAGAUUAGAUCAAUGCAUUUUAUCUUUGGGAAAACUAAUUUAAUUAUUUCUUCACAAAUACUAUAUUACCUAUUUGAUAUUUAUAAAUUUUGAAAAUGUUUUAUUUUUGAAGCUUUUUACUUACAGCUUCAGAGCUCAUCAUUUCCAGCUUAUUUCUUAGAGUGUAAUGCAAAAAUAGUUUUGAUAAAUGAAUUAACAUAUGAAAAUUCCUCCAUAGUCAGGUAACUCAACUGAAAAUAUUACUAAAGAAGAUAAAUAACAGAACAUCUAAGAUGAGCCCAAAGGGAAGAGCAGAUCUUCUGAUGUAGUAAUGAGAGAACCGAAAUCACUGAUAUUAUAGAAGACAUACCUAUGUAACGUGACAAUUCCUCAACAGACUAUAUCUGACAAAAUACUGGUAAAGCACAUGUGCCUGCUUACAUAUUCUAAGUACCUAAUGAAUAAUUAGCUCCUCAUCUUUGAGAAAAUGAUCAUGAAAUGGUAUGAAAUUGUAAAAUUAUUGUUAGAAAUGUACUAAUGGAAUUGCUAUGACCUUAUUCCCCUGGGCCGUGUGAUCCUCUAGUGCUUAUAAUGCAGCACUUCUCAGAGGAAGAAGCCUAGCAAGAGACUGCUUACUAGAUGCAUCUGUUUCUAGAGAUUAGUUUCCUUUAAGACUACCAGUUAGUUACGUCUUGGAAUCCUGGGACCCUGGGAUAUUAAAACUGAAUUUGGUUUAUAUUAAACAAAAUUAAUAGUCGAGACUUUAUUCUCAGUUACAGUGGAGUCCAGGUAGUAUGGAAGGAUCCAUGGGUAAAUGAAAAUGAGACCCUCAGAUUUUUUUCGUAGCUCACAGAAAAGUAAAACAACCGGAAAUAAAAAUUUUGUCUUAAAUACCUGAAAGAAAGCAAAAUCAUUUGAAAGUUGUGAACUUGUUAAGAUACUAGCCAGAAUGCUUGCAAGCAAGCAAGUAUACACUGUUUCUUACACUUGCCUUGUAGUUCUGCAACAAUCCAGUCAUGUAAUUUUUGCCUCAUACCAAACCACCAUGUCUGACAUCGUAAAACAAAGACCGCCCUCCUGCUCUCUUAAAUAAGCUAAUGUUUAAUUAAAUAUUUCCUUUUUAAGAAGCAUUUGUGCGUGUGUGUGUGCGUGUGUUGUGUUCAUGAAAAAAGAAUAUGAACAGUACUCUUUCCUUCCUUGCUAUUUUACAUUAUCGUUGUCACAUUCUCUGUAAUAACUUACUUGCCAGGUAAAUGUAGUCUCUGGAAACUGAUUAUUCUCUUUGCUUUUUACCAGAUGGGCUAGGAAAUUUAUUCUGGGUAGUUAACUAGUCUUCUGUGACAUUGGUACAUCUGGAGACUGGGUUCAUCAUCAACAGUUUGUUGCUACCACUGCAAUUACCCCAGCUUGAGUUCUGUCCUUGAUUUUCAGUCCAGCCUAGAGUCAGAUGCAUGGGAUUCCCAAGCCUCCUCUACCAACAUCCUCUCCCUGUGAACUGCAAAUUAUUAUGGAUUUGUUCAUGAAGGAUGUUUUCUUUCAAAAUUUUAAAAUAGUUACCUUCAGAGAAGUCUUUUGUCUACCCCUUCUACCACUGAUUUUUAAGGAAACUUGCAAUUACCAGAACACUUUCUCUCCUUUACCCAUUUUUCAGAAGAGAGAACUGAUAAUACCUUUCUUAGGGAGAGAUAAUCACAAUGUGGAAGUUUCCUUAGUAAUGGGUUUUAUGUUACUUUGGUAUGCAAUUAUAAAAUAAGAGUCUGGUCUUCUGAGCUAGGAACAUAAUAGAAUAUAAAAUAGAAAAUUUUCAUUACAAAUUCUUGUUAAGGGGAGGGAGAUUUUCCUUCAUGCCGGUGGAGUAGCACCUACCACUUGGAACUUUUUCAAAACAGUGAAUUGAACUUUUGGGUUUUUUUCAGGUCAUAAGUUUCUUUGCAAUGUAAUAUCUCAAAUAUUUGAAGAAUAAAGGUAAAAAUAGUUUGCUUAGUUUGGGAGGUGGGAAGGAGAAUCUACUAAGAAGACAUUACAUUGUACUUUUAAUUUAAGUUGCUGUAUCAGUUUAUAAAGCCACAAAUAAAACCUUUUAGUGCUGGGUUAAGGACCUCUGCCAGCAAAAUAUUUAAAAGAAAUACUUAAAAUUUGUAACACCUCUUCUGAUUUUGCCUAAUACCAGUUCCUGUCAUGUGUAUAAACAUCAUGCUGGUCGUGUUCUGAUCAUAUUCUGAUCGUAUUCUGACAAUAUUAGUUUCAUUCAUAUUUUGGUGGGUUGGAAGCAGGCUGUCAAAAGGCACAACUUUGUUUGGUUUUCUUAUUGUGUUGAAUUAAAAAUGCAUUUAAAACUCAGAAA